Messenger RNA from Nothobranchius furzeri (turquoise killifish), 6515 nucleotides. It is a transcript of the gene atp2a3, whose product is annotated as ATPase sarcoplasmic/endoplasmic reticulum Ca2+ transporting 3. Gene Ontology annotation, molecular function: P-type calcium transporter activity; ATP binding; ATP hydrolysis activity. Gene Ontology annotation, biological process: calcium ion transmembrane transport; intracellular calcium ion homeostasis. The record is from RefSeq and is a predicted model, not a curated record. NCBI's taxonomy places the organism in Eukaryota, Metazoa, Chordata, Actinopteri, Cyprinodontiformes, Nothobranchiidae. Gene Ontology annotation, cellular component: membrane.
GCACACACAGCACACCCUCAGGUGGGGAUGAAGUAGCAGCAGCUGCAGACGGACGGACGCAGCGCCGGAACAGCGGACGUUUCUUUUUCUUUGCCUUCACCGGGGGGAGCAGGUGACAGAGCAACGCCGACCGCCUGAGCGCCUUCACCGGGGGGAGAUCACCAGCGUUCCACCCCCGCCCCCCCCCGUCCUCCCCUCGGCCACCCACCCAGCCGACCCGCGCGCACCUUCCCGGUAGAUGUUACCCAACUACAUGCAUUUCUAUCCGCUCGUCUAAGUUAUCCAAGAUGGAAAAUGCGCACACUAAGUCUGCGACUGAAGUUUUGGACAACUUCGGCGUGAACGAGAACACUGGGCUGACUCUGGAGCAGGUCAGAGUCAGUUUGGACAAAUAUGGACCGAACGAGCUCCCGGCUGAAGAAGGCAAGUCUCUGUGGGAACUGGUGGUGGAGCAGUUUGAAGACCUCCUGGUUCGGAUCCUGCUGCUAGCUGCCUGCGUCUCCUUUGUGUUGGCACUGUUUGAAGAGGGCGAGGAGACAACCACCGCCUUUGUAGAGCCUAUUGUUAUUCUCCUAAUCCUCAUCGCCAAUGCAGUUAUUGGAGUCUGGCAGGAGCGGAAUGCCGAGAACGCCAUUGAGGCUCUGAAAGAAUACGAGCCGGAGAUGGGGAAGGUGUAUCGCAUGAACCGCAAGGCCGUCCAAAGGAUUAAAGCCAGAGACAUCGUCCCUGGGGACAUUGUGGAAGUGGCAGUUGGUGACAAAGUCCCCGCUGACAUCAGAGUGACCUCCAUAAAGUCCACCACCCUGCGAGUGGACCAGUCCAUCCUUACAGGGGAGUCGGUUUCCGUCAUCAAACACACUGAUCCGGUUCCUGAUCCCAGAGCUGUCAACCAGGACAAGAAGAACAUGCUGUUUUCUGGCACCAACAUUGCUGCAGGUCGCGCCAUAGGCGUCGUUGUCGCUACUGGCAUCAACACAGAGAUCGGCAAGAUCCGUAAUCAGAUGGCGUCCACGGAGCAGGAGAAGACGCCGCUGCAGCAGAAACUGGACGAGUUCGGCCAGCAGCUCUCCAAGGUCAUCUCCCUGGUCUGCGUAGCCGUCUGGGUCAUUAACAUCGGCCACUUCGGAGAUCCAGUCCAUGGAGGCUCCUGGGUCAGAGGGGCCAUCUAUUACUUUAAAAUCGCCGUGGCCCUGGCCGUGGCCGCCAUCCCCGAGGGCCUUCCGGCCGUCAUCACCACCUGCUUGGCCCUCGGCACGCGCCGCAUGGCCAAAAAGAACGCCAUCGUCCGCAGCCUGCCGUCGGUGGAGACGCUGGGCUGCACGUCAGUCAUCUGCUCCGACAAGACGGGCACCCUCACCACCAACCAAAUGUCCGUCUGCAGAAUGUUUGUUGCAGACAAAGUGGAAGAGUCCGGCUGCACUCUGCACGAGUUCUCAAUAACAGGUUCUACCUAUGCCCCUGAGGGACAAAUACUCAAAGGCAACAAACCAGUCCAGUGUGGAGACUUUGAUGGACUCGUGGAGUUAGCCACUGUGUGCUCCAUGUGCAACGACUCGUCCCUCGACUACAACGAGGCUAAAGGAGUCUAUGAGAAGGUUGGUGAGGCCACAGAGACGGCUCUCACCACCCUGGUGGAAAAGAUGAACGUCUUUAAAACAGACCUGUCGGGACUCACUAAGGUGGAGCGGGCGGGAGCCUGCAACUUGGUGAUCAGGCAGCUGAUGAAGAAGGAGUUCACUCUGGAGUUUUCUCGUGACAGAAAGUCCAUGUCCGUCUACUGCACUCUGGUCAAACCGGGCUCCCGGAGCAAGAUGUUUGUUAAGGGCGCUCCUGAGAGUGUGAUCGAGAGGUGUCAGCACCUGCGUGUGGGAAUGGAGAAGAUCGCCAUGACACCCGCCCUACGCGAGCAGCUGAUGUGUAAAAUCAGGGAGUGGGGGACUGGGAAGGACACCCUGCGCUGCCUUGCACUGGCCACUCAUGAUGCUCCGCCUCGUAAAGAAGACAUGGACCUGGAAAACUGCACCAAGUUUGUGGAGUAUGAGAGGGGCCUCACCUUUGUGGGCUGCGUGGGGAUGCUCGACCCUCCCAGGAAGGAGGUGAUUGGCUCGGUGAAGCUCUGCAACGAGGCAGGCAUUCGAGUCAUCAUGAUCACAGGAGACAACAAAGGUACGGCCGUGGCCAUCUGCAGACGCAUAGGCAUCUUUGGCGAGGAGGAAGACGUGACGGGAAAGGCCUACACGGGCCGCGAGUUUGAUGACCUGCAGCCGGAGGUGCAGAGAGACGCGGUGAAACGGGCGCGCUGCUUCGCCCGCGUCGAGCCGGCUCACAAGUCCAAGAUCGUGGGCUACCUGCAGUCAUUCGACGAGAUCACGGCCAUGACCGGGGACGGCGUGAACGACGCUCCUGCCCUGAAGAAAGCAGAGAUUGGAAUCGCCAUGGGUUCUGGCACCGCCGUGGCCAAAUCGGCGUCUGAAAUGGUUCUGUCCGACGACAACUUUUCCACUAUCGUCGCCGCUGUGGAGGAGGGCCGAGCCAUCUACAACAACAUGAAGCAGUUCAUCAGAUACCUCAUCUCCUCUAACGUGGGAGAGGUCGUUUGCAUCUUCCUGACCGCCAUCUUGGGUCUCCCCGAGGCUCUGAUUCCAGUCCAGCUGCUGUGGGUGAACCUGGUGACUGACGGCCUUCCUGCCACGGCUUUGGGCUUCAACCCCCCGGAUCUGGACAUCAUGGACAAACCUCCCCGCAAUCCUAAGGAGCCGCUCAUCUCCGGCUGGCUCUUCUUCAGAUACCUUUCCAUUGGAGGGUACGUGGGUCUUGGCACGGUGAGCGCAGCCACCUGGUGGUACCUGUUUGAUGAAGAGGGCCCGCAGGUUUCUUUCUAUCAGCUGCGACACUUCAUGCAGUGCACGGAGGACAACCCCGUGUUUAAAGGCAUCGACUGCGAGGUGUUUGAGUCGCGCUACCCCACCACCAUGGCCCUGUCGGUGCUGGUCACGAUUGAGAUGUUUAAUGCGCUCAACAGCUUGUCUGAGAACCAGUCCCUGCUGAGGAUGCCUCCCUGGGUCAACAUCUGGCUGCUAGGAGCCAUCAUCCUGUCCAUGUCCCUCCACUUCCUCAUCCUCUACGUCGAGCCUCUGCCGCUGAUCUUCCAGGUGACCCCCCUGCGCUGGUCCCAGUGGAUCGUGGUUUUCAAGAUUUCCAUCCCGGUCAUCCUCCUGGACGAGGCUCUGAAAUACAUCUCCAGGAACCAUUUAGAAGCAUAAACUGUCUUUACCUCGCCUUCCGCGACAGAGGUGACGAGGAGAAGAAAUACCGGAGGAGACGGCAGCUGAACUAAGACCUCUCCCUCAACACACACUCGCAUAGUUAGACACACACAGCUACUCUCUCCCCCUUUUUUUUUUUUGAGCUAGGACCCUAUUUCUGUAACCCCCCCCCCCCCCCCACCCCGCAUGUCCAACACAGCACCACUAAAACUGAGCAAGGCUUGCGUGAAAGAGCGUUAGCGUUCCUGCGAGCAUGGCUUCAUACAUCUGUGUGUGUGAGUAGAUCAGGUGUGUGUGUGUGUGUGUUUAAGAGAGGAAAUAAAACAAAUGGGCAGAACUUUUGCUACAGGAGCGGGAAACAACAGCAGAGAAAAGAUUCAGUCCUUCGUUUUGAGAGGAUAAAAGAUUUCUGCUCACUUGCUCCUUUUUCGCUCUACAAACAUGGUGGUGCAGGAAUAGACUCUGGGGAUGGGGGGUAAUCGGGUAAUACCAGGUGUGUGGGGACGGAGGACGUGGUUCUGAUUCAGCACAAAGACCGAGACCUGCUGAGAAGAAAAGACUGUUGGGACACAUUGGAGGACGAGUCCUGAGGCCGCUGCCGUCCCUGUUGGAGGAGCGCGGUCUCAUUUCACUUCCUGUUUCAUCCAUCUGGCUUUUUCUUCUGCCUCUGUUUCUCGCUCUCUGUCUCAUUAGGACACGGGAGCCGGGGGUUAUCAGGCUUUUUGUGGAGGGGUGGGGGUGUUAAGGUGCAAAUAACUUUACCCUGCUUGGCUGCUUUAUUGGAGGAGCUGAGGUCAGCUGACCCACUGGGUUCCCCACCACAUCGGUUUGGUAUCAAUUACCUCCACAGAUCUGAUCGUUCGCCACCAUCCUCACUCUGAUCCAACAUGGGGGGGGUUGGAACCACUCCCAUGUCAGAUAUGUGGCACAUCACUCACCCCCCUCCAUUAACCAUGUGGUUUCAACGAAUGUCGCAGCUAAAGAGCUCUUAACCUUCUGCAGCUACUUUAACCCCAGAUGACCUCCUGCUUCCAGACCCCGCCCACCACCGGGUUCUGCUCCCUCAGCUCCUCCUGCUCUCAGCGCUUCAGCCAUUUACUCAAGUUAUUGUUUCAUGACUAGAGAAUAAUGAAUUUGACUGAAUGAAUCCAAGAGGUUCGGAUUGUCUUUUAAGUCUUAUUUUAUUUUCUUAUGGGUAUUGUUGGGUCUUGGUACUCAGUUGGCCUGGGUUGGUUCUUUUGGGUUCUCGCCGCUUCCACAAAAAAAAUGUUCCGACUGCCGUGCCGGAUCAUCAGCACACUUUUGCUUCUCACUGAAAAACGGAAAAUGCGGGGAGAGGAUGAUGAGGAUGGUUUUCUUGAAUGUAACUUGAGUAUUUAGGUUAUUUUACUGUUAUAGAUGAAAGGAUGAAUAAUGAUCAGCAUCGGUUCAUUUGUUGGUUACAAACGUGACUAUAAAGGGAACUUCAGCCAUUUUGAAUUAAACGUUAUGACUGCUAGCUUCUUGAGCAGCUUCAGUUUGGAGAAAUAGCUUUUCUGUCCUUUGGAACUGAUGAGCUAACGGCUAGUUGGCGUUAAAAAUGUAUUUUAGAUGUGCUAUAAACUCUAAUCUUUCAAAUUUUUUAAUUCUAGUUAUUAUUAAUUCAUAAACCUUUUCUCCAUCAGUUUAGCAUUAUUUUGGCAAAAAUAAAGAAACGUCCUGUUAAACUUGACAUCUAGACUUUUAUGCUGGUGAUGAUUUUACUUAUCAAUAAUCAGAGAAUUCCAUCUGUGUCAUAAAAAACAGAAAUCUUGUUGGUAUAUUCAUUUUAAGAUGGCAGCAAAACAAGUUGCUCUUUGCUACAAUCAGUCUAGCCGUUAGCCCAUCAAUCCUGUGGAACAUAAACUAUUUCUCGUAAAUGCUGCUGCCUCACCAGCUGAUUAAACAGCACAAGCACACGUCAGACUGGCUGACAAAUCCCUUUAAAGGAGCUGUUGAAGAAAUCCGCCCCCAAAAUAUUUCUUCUUUCCUGCUUUUCUUGCUUCCAGUCCUGAGGCAACUUGGACUGGUCUCUCGAGUGUGGCGUAGCGUUUGGUUCAGACUUGUAGAGAAAAUCCAUCCUAGACAUCCGAGAUCAGCCUGCUGACUUACUGCAUCUUCUGGUUUGUUGCUUAGAGGUGUUUUUUUUUACUUGAGACAAGGAAGGGGGAUAACUUCCUAGGCAUGACAUCAUGGAUUCCAGAUGUUUUCAUAAUUUUCUAGUUUCUCAUGCUCUCAGGGGUCACUCCUGGUCAUGAAAGUCAGAUUUUUAAUCUUUGUAGAAGUGGGCGGAGCUUGUUGGAUUAAACCAUAAAGUGAAAUAAAAAAACAAUACAGAGAGGACUGAGUUAGUGGUGGAAUGUUCCUUUCAUUUCAGACCAGAAUCUGGAUGCUGGUUUGCUUUAAAAACAAAAACAAAAAAAGCCUGUGAUGUUUCCCACCCGUCCACUUGUCCCUCUGUCCAAUUGUCCUCACGGGUCACAAUAGGUCUGCAUCGCUGUUAUUUACUACUGAACUGACUGUACAGAUGAGAAAAAUAGAAGCGCAUGGAUCUUGUCACUGUAAUAAUAACCUAUACAGUAUGUAAUAUUGAAUUGUUCAUCACGCUUACCAACAACAGACAGACUUACAUGAAAUUAUCUUAUCUUUUCAGCAUCAUCCAAGGAUUUUCUUCCUCUUCUUUUCAUUAUUGUGUCUCUAGGUACAAAGUUGUUUCCUCGUUGCUCCUGUUUGGUUUUUUCAUUUUAAUUUUUUUGUGUAGGAAAAAGAAAUCAACAAUAAGAUAGACAAGAGUAGUGCUUACCUUAAUUAGUGGCUGAUUUCAGCGAGGGCUUUCUGGUGUGAAAAUGCUCAAGGAACUGCUAAUGAACUGGUUUACGCGGAGCGAAACGCAGCCGUGAUGCUAUGAAGUUUUCUGACUGUAUUUUGAAGGGCUUGGUGGGAAUGCAGGCUCUAGAGACCCAUUGCAGUCUCUUCCGGCGUGGCACUUAAAGCCCUCCGUGAUCUGUAAAACAGUUGCUGCCCUCGCUAACAUUAAAGGAGCAGUCGAUCUUUUGCAUCCAACCGAUAUAUUUUGGUCUCUGUACAGACAAGCAGACCCGUCUCCAGAGCCUGAGUUCCACCUCUGAGAAAUAAAAAGCAUUCUCUGUGUUGCCUUGUUAAUAUUAAUUGUGAACACAUAAUUUUAUAAACAACAGAUGUGGAAAUAAAGAUUAUUUAUCUUGUUAUUUA